This is a messenger RNA of Candidozyma duobushaemuli, 4443 nucleotides long. RefSeq lists its product as uncharacterized. The transcript has a single exon. Lineage: Eukaryota; Fungi; Ascomycota; Pichiomycetes; Serinales; Metschnikowiaceae. The record is from RefSeq and is a predicted model, not a curated record. Bases 1 to 4443 code for a protein of 1480 amino acids.
AUGUAUUUGAUUUUCUUCUACAUUUUUGGACUUGCAUUGUCUCAGGUAUUGCCGGGCUGUAAUUUCAAAAAUACCCGUUCUAGUGGUUUUGGUACCACUUUUUACAACUACACUCUCGGCUCUUUGGACGCAUGGGAGCCAUCAUUCUUUGAUGGUGAUUACGCCAAAGGCGGCGCUUUUGCUUACAUUGAUGAUCUCGAUGUUAUGAGCUUUGCGGAUAAGCCACUGGAUCUCGAGAUUCAAGAUACAUUCGGUGUUGUCAUGCAUCGAUCCAACUUCACGCUCCAAAUAGAUGGAUAUUUCUUGGCCCCCGAAACAGGUGAAUACACAUUUUCAAUUGGAACUAACAGCGGCAUUGAUUUCAAAUUUGGUUCGAACGGAAAAUGUUGCGACGACCCAAAGGCAAGUGUUAACAAUGACAUGAGAGUAACGAUUUUGAAUGAUCCCGAUCAAAAGACAUUGACACAGAGGAUCGUCAAAGUUAAUUUGCAAAAGGGUUUGUAUUAUCCUUUCUUGCUUGUUUGGUUUACCAACAGAGGGGCGUUCGUGAUUGAAGUUGAAGCGAAGUACCCUUCAGGAAAUCGGUUGAGAGUUCCAGACCAUUUAUACAAGGUUACGAAAAGAUCUAACGAAGCUGAUUGUCCUGUUCCAUCAAUCUCCUCAACCACAGUAGUUGGUCCAGUCACUACGCCUGCAACAACCACAUCAACAUGGGAUUUUACCCCUAUAGAGAUUGUGACCAUCCCAUCGUCUCAUACAUUAUUCACGAGAUCCACAUUCACCACGUCGUCGACCGCUUCAGAUGGAUCGGUGGAAACCGAUUCUGGUGUUGUCAUUGUCACUGGCUCUGAUGGUAAAUUCACCACCGAGACUACCAUGUUCCCACACUUGACUAGAUCCACAUUCACCACGUCGUCGAUUGGAACUGACGGAUCGAUGGAAACCGAUUCUGGUGUUGUGAUUGUGACUGGCUCUGAUGGUACAUUUGAAACAACGACCACCAUGUUCCCACACUUGACUAGAUCCACAUUCACCACGUCAUCGACUGCUUCAGACGGAUCGAUGGAAACCGAUUCUGGUGUUGUCAUUGUCACUGGCUCUGAUGGUAAAUUCACCACCGAGACUACCAUGUUCCCACACUUGACUAGAUCCACAUUCACGACCACUUCGACUGCUUCAGACGGAUCGAUGGAAACCGAUUCUGGUGUUGUCAUUGUCACUGGUUCUGAUGGUACAUUUGAAACAACGACCACCAUGUUCCCACACUUGACUAGAUCCACAUUCACCACGUCGUCGACCGCUUCAGAUGGAUCGGUGGAAACCGAUUCUGGUGUUGUCAUUGUCACUGGCUCUGAUGGUACAUUCACCACCGAGACUACCAUGUUCCCACACUUGACUAGAUCCACAUUCACCACGUCGUCGAUUGGAACUGACGGAUCGAUGGAAACCGAUUCUGGUGUUGUGAUUGUGACUGGCUCUGAUGGUACAUUUGAAACAACGACCACCAUGUUCCCACACUUGACGAGAUCCACAUUCACGACCACUUCGACUGCUUCAGACGGAUCGAUGGAAACCGAUUCUGGUGUUGUCAUUGUCACUGGUUCUGAUGGUACAUUUGAAACAACGACCACCAUGUUCCCACACUUGACUAGAUCCACAUUCACGACCACUUCGACUGCUUCAGACGGAUCGGUGGAAACCGAUUCUGGUGUUGUCAUUGUGACUGGCUCUGAUGGUACAUUCACCACCGAGACUACCAUGUUCCCACACUUGACGAGAUCCACAUUCACCACGUCGUCGACCGCUUCAGAUGGAUCGGUGGAAACCGAUUCUGGUGUUGUGAUUGUGACUGGCUCUGAUGGUACAUUUGAAACAACGACCACCAUGUUCCCACACUUGACUAGAUCCACAUUCACCACGUCAUCGACCGCUUCAGAUGGAUCGGUGGAAACCGAUUCUGGUGUUGUCAUUGUCACUGGUUCUGAUGGUACAUUUGAAACAACAACUACCAUGUUCCCACACUUGACUAGAUCCACAUUCACCACGUCGUCGACCGCUUCAGAUGGAUCGGUGGAAACCGAUUCUGGUGUUGUCAUUGUCACUGGUUCUGAUGGUACAUUUGAAACAACGACCACCAUGUUCCCACACUUGACUAGAUCCACAUUCACGACCACUUCGACUGCUUCAGAUGGAUCGGUGGAAACCGAUUCUGGUGUUGUCAUUGUGACUGGCUCUGAUGGUACAUUCACCACCGAGACUACCAUGUUCCCACACUUGACGAGAUCCACAUUCACCACGUCGUCGACCGCUUCAGACGGAUCGGUGGAAACCGAUUCUGGUGUUGUCAUUGUCACUGGUUCUGAUGGUACAUUUGAAACAACGACCACCAUGUUCCCACACUUGACUAGAUCCACAUUCACGACCACUUCGACUGCUUCAGACGGAUCGAUGGAAACCGAUUCUGGUGUUGUCAUUGUCACUGGUUCUGAUGGUACAUUUGAAACAACGACCACCAUGUUCCCACACUUGACUAGAUCCACAUUCACGACCACUUCGACUGCUUCAGACGGAUCGGUGGAAACCGAUUCUGGUGUUGUCAUUGUGACUGGCUCUGAUGGUACAUUCACCACCGAGACUACCAUGUUCCCACACUUGACGAGAUCCACAUUCACCACGUCGUCGACCGCUUCAGAUGGAUCGGUGGAAACCGAUUCUGGUGUUGUCAUUGUCACUGGCUCUGAUGGUAAAUUCACCACCGAGACUACCAUGUUCCCACACUUGACUAGAUCCACAUUCACGACCACUUCGACUGCUUCAGACGGAUCGAUGGAAACCGAUUCUGGUGUUGUCAUUGUCACUGGUUCUGAUGGUACAUUUGAAACAACAACUACCAUGUUCCCACACUUGACUAGAUCCACAUUCACCACGUCGUCGACCGCUUCAGAUGGAUCGGUGGAAACCGAUUCUGGUGUUGUCAUUGUGACUGGCUCUGAUGGUACAUUCACCACCGAGACUACCAUGUUCCCACACUUGACUGGAUCCACAUUCACCACGUCGUCGACCGCUUCAAACGGAUCGGCUAGCAUGUUCCCACACUUGACGAGAUCCACAUUCACGACCACUUCGACCGCUUCAGACGGAUCGGUGGAAACCGAUUCUGGUGUUGUCAUUGUCACUGGUUCUGAUGGUACAUUUGAAACAACGACCACCAUGUUCCCACACUUGACUAGAUCCACAUUCACGACCACUUCGACUGCUUCAGAUGGAUCGGUGGAAACCGAUUCUGGUGUUGUCAUUGUGACAGGCUCUGAUGGUACAUUCACCACCGAGACUACCAUGUUCCCACACUUGACAAUACCUGUAUCAUCAGCUUUUAGUGGGUUAACAACAAUAUCUCUGAAGACAUUAUCGUCAUGGCAUUACACCAAUUCAAGCAUCAACCAUCCAGCAUUCACAUCUAGCAGGUCAUCACUCUCUAGUCAGACGGAACAAACCAGCCAACUUGAUCCACAUGAAACGAGUUCCCUCUCAAGUGACCCAAACUUCGAGCCUAAAGUUUCGGAACUGUCCUCAGAUAUAAUCCUUGCUAAAUCGACAAUUGCGUUGACAACAAUGUCCACAGGAGCUAGUUCCCUCUCAAGUGACCCAAACUUCGAGCCUAAAGUUUCGGAACUGUCCUCAGAUAUAAUCCUUGCUAAAUCGACAAUUGCGUUGACAACAAUGUCCACAGGAGCUAGUUCCCUCUCAAGUGACCCAAACUUCGAGCCUAAAGUUUCGGAACUGUCCUCAGAUAUAAUCCUUGCUAAAUCGACAAUUGAGUUGACAACGAUGUCCACAGGAGCUUCUCAUUUGCCGUCAUGGACAGCUCAACAUGAUAUCGCCCUCUCUACCUCCACUGCACUGACAACGGGAUCUCCCAGUCAUGGAAAUCCAGAUCAUGUGCUGGUAGAAACAGCUUUUAUCACCGCUGGCAAGGAUGGCGGACUUUUAUCAUCUACAACAUCCAUUGACACUGCAGCUCGGCAGCCUUCCGGUGUUGCUGAUGAGCCAUUGAUCUCCUCCGUUGAUAAUCAGUCAAAUAGGAUCGCCUCCACGCUUGACACUGUGUAUCAGUCCGAAACGAGUCAGGGUGAGAAGGUCUCAACCACCAACAAGCCCAAUGGCGAUAUCGCUCAACCUUCACCCACAAAUGAGGGAGAGAAUCCAAACGGUUCUGAGAUUCCACAGGGAAGCAAGUCUGAUUCCCGUUCAUCAUUUACCGAUCACGAUUUUGUAACUGCAGCUCCAAAAUAUCCGGCUGAAACGCAAGAAAGCGUUAGCUUUAGUUCAAGUUCUGUGCAACCAAAAGUGUUCGUUUCAACUUACGAUGAUUUUGGAGUAAGAAACGGUGUGAGUGCCUUUUUGAGUUUCGUUGCCCUUUUUGUGCUGGCAAUACUCAUUUAA